GGACGAGUCUGUGUCUGAUCGGGGCUGAAGGUUGUACUAAACUCACUCCAGAGGCAACUCAUGAUGGACAGGUGGAGUGACGGCUGUUUGGCCCUGCUGGUGAUAUAUCUGGGUCACAUGAUCAGCGCACUGGAGGUCCCUCUUGACCCUGAUCUUCAGGAAGGAUUGCCGCAGCCCCCCACAAUCACUCAUCAGUCUCCAAAAGAUUACAUCAUUGACCCGCGAGAAAGCAUCAUCAUCCACUGUGAGGCCAAAGGAAAACCCCGUCCCAGCUUCUCAUGGACGAGAAACGGGACUCAUUUCGACAUCGAUCGAGACCCUAAAGUGAUCAUGAAGCCUCAUUCUGGGACUCUAGUGAUUGACAUCAGCGGAGGAGAGCGGUCUGAAGCGUAUGAGGGCGUUUAUCAGUGCACCGCUCGCAACGAACUCGGCACCGCCGUCUCCAACAACAUCAUCAUCCGACAGUCCAGAUCUCCUCUGUGGUCUAAAGAGAGAAUGAAACCCAUCAUUGCACAGGAAGGAGAAUCUUUAAUUCUGCCCUGCCGCCCCCCAGCCGGACUCCCCCCACCCAUUAUAUUCUGGAUGGACAACAAUUUCCAGCGUCUGCCUCAGAGUCGUCGUGUUUCUCAGGGGCUGAACGGAGAUCUGUAUUUCUCUAACGUCCAGACGGAAGACUCCAGAAGCGACUACAUCUGUUACGCUCGAUUCCCACACACACAGACCAUCCAGCAGAAGCAGCCAAUCACGGUCCGCGUGCUGAACAUGGAUUCAAUGAAUGACACACUGGCAGUUUAUUUCAAUGACUCUGGUUUGUUUAGUGAUAACCCAUCAGAGGAGCGAGCGCCCACAUUCAUGACUCCCAGCGGCUCCAGCAGCUCUAAACUGGUUCUGAGAGGAGAGACUCUUGAGAUGGAGUGUAUCGCCGACGGCCUUCCCACUCCAGAGGUGUCAUGGAUGAAACUCAGCGGCGAGAUUCCCAGCGGACGCGCUUCAUUCCUGAACUUCCACAAGACUCUGCGGAUCACAGACGUGUCUGAGGUCGACGCUGGAGAAUAUCGUUGCACUGCCAAGAACCGACAUGGCUCGACUCAACACAACAUCAGAGUCUCUGUCAAAGCCGCUCCGCACUGGAUCAGCGCUCCCAGGAAUCUGGUUCUGGCUCCACUGGAGACGGGCGUCAUCACCUGCCGGGCGAGAGGACACCCCAAACCCACCAUCAGCUGGUCCAUGAACGGAGUGCCAAUCGAGAAUGCUCUUAAAGACCCCAGCAGGAAGGUUGAAGACGACACUAUCAUAUUCUCAGAGGUUCAGACGGGCUCCAGUGCUGUUUACCAGUGUAAUGCAUCCAAUGAAUACGGAUAUUUACUGUCCAACGCUUUCGUCAAUGUGCUGGCUGAGCCCCCCAGAGUUCUGACCCCCCCUCAUAAAGUCUAUCAGGUCAUCAUGAACAAACCCGCUCUGCUGGAGUGUGCGUCAUUUGGCUCGCCCAUACCAACCAUCACAUGGUUUAAAGACAGUCGCUCCAGUACGUUAGAGGGAGAUCCGUACGUGUUUCAUAAGAACGGGACUCUGGAGAUUCACGUGUCUCAAACCCUCAACAGCGGGAAAUACACGUGUGUCGCCCGGAACUCCCUCGGCAUCUCUGAGAACCACGUGUACCUGGAGGUCAAAGAGCCCACACGGAUCCUGCGUCCGCCGGAGUACAGGGAGGUCCAGAGGAACAGAGACGUGCUGUUCGAGUGUAAAGUGAAGCACGACCCCUCUCUAGUGCCCACCAUGAUGUGGCUCAAAGACGACGCAGAACUGCCUGAUGAUGAGAGGUUUCGAGUAGAUUCGGACAGUCUGACUAUCAUUGAUGUGACGGAGAGUGAUGCAGGUACAUACACGUGUAUCAUGAACACAACACUGGAUGAAGACUCGGCCAGCGCUCGGCUCACUGUGGUCGAGGCCACACCCUCUCCUGCUGGGAUUCACGGACAGCCUGAUGCUCCCACUGAUCUGGAGCUGACUGACCCCGGAGCGAGAAGCGUUGAUCUCACCUGGACACCUGGAGACGAACACAACAGCCCAAUCAACAAGUUUGUGAUUCAGUAUGAAGAUGGUCUUCAUGAGAGCGGCGUGUGGCACAAUCUCACUGAAGUUCCUGGAACAAAGACGACCGCUCACCUGAAGCUCUCGCCGUAUGUGCAUUACACAUUUAGAGUACUGGCGCUCAAUGAUGUGGGGUACAGUCAACCCAGUGCCCGCUCACGACUGUACAGAACCAACCCCGCGGCUCCUGAUGUGAACCCCAGUGAUGUGAGCGGCUUCGGCACUGAACACAAUAAUCUGGUGAUCACAUGGACGGCGCUGACGGGUCUGCAGUCCAACGGUCCUGGACUCCAGUAUAAAGUCAUGUGGAGACAGCAGGAAGUGGAGGAGGACUGGACGUCUGUCAAUGUCGCCAAUGUGUCCAGGUUUACGGUGUCUGGGACGCCCACGUUUGUCCCGUACGAGGUGAUGGUUCAAGCGCUGAAUGAUUACGGUCACGGACCCAAACCUGCCGUCGUCAUCGGAUACUCUGGAGAAGACUUUCCAGCGGCCGCACCUCGUGAUGUUCGGGUUCUGGUGAUGAACAGCACACUGGCUGAAGUUCACUGGAGUGAAGUUCCUCUCGAAUCAGUGCGCGGACGCCUGCAGGGGUACAAGAUUCAUUAUCAUCGUGAGAGGAGUUUACACCGACACAACUCACAUCACAGUGAACGCAGAACUGAAUCAUUCGGCCCGAACAAAACCAGCGGCAAACUGCCACACCUGCACCCCUACAGCGUCUACAGUGUGCACGUGACGGCGUUUAACGGGCGAGGAGAGGGUCCCGCCAGCUCUGUCCAGCGCUUCGAGACACCUGAAGGAGUUCCUGGUGUGCCGUCGUACUUCAGAGUGUCUGGUUCCGAUCUGGACACGCUGACGCUGGAGUGGGGUCCACCUCACGAGAGGAACGGCCAUCUGACGGGAUACACACUUCAAUAUCAGACAAUCAACAGCAGCAGUGAAGUGGGCGUGUUAGAGGAGCUGGACCUUCCGACCAAUCACACGAGUGUAACGCUGCACCACCUCAAGCACAGCACACGAUACAAGUUCUAUUUCAGUGCUAAAACACAGAAGGGCCCGGGGCCCGCACUCACAGACGAGGCCCUCACCAUCAUCGAGAAAGCGGUGCCGAUCGCCCCAGCGUUUGGGAACGUUAGCUCGUCUGUGAUCGAGGAAGGAACGUUAAUCAGUUGGGAAUACUGGGGCCCGGAAAAACACCUUUAUGUUGAAUAUAUUAUAGACGACAGUGAUGAAGACUGGCACGCAGAGAAGGUGAACGGCUCUCAGUUCCAUGUUCUUAAAGGGUUGAAAGAAGGUUUGGCGUAUAAAGUGCGUGUGGUGGCCAGAGGUCAUGAUGAUGAGACGCUCCAUCACUCUGAAGAGCUGUUGAUUAAGGUCCCAGCGAUGGUGAGUCCUCAAGUUGAUAUCGCCACUCAGGGCUGGUUCAUCGGUCUGAUGUCAGCGAUCGCUCUCCUCAUCCUCAUCCUCCUCAUCGUCUGCUUCAUCAAGAGGAAUAAAGGCGGGAAAUAUCCAGUGAAAGAGAAGGAAGACGCUCAUGGAGAUCCAGAGAUUCAGCCCAUGAAAGAAGAUGAUCUGACGUUUGGAGAGUACAGUGACGAGGAUCAUAAGCCGCUGAAAGGGAGCCGAACACCGUCCAGCGGAACCGUUAAACGAGACGACAGUGGCGACAGUUUAGUUGACUACGGCGACUCCGGAGACACGCAGUUCAACGAGGACGGAUCGUUUAUCGGACAGUAUAGCGGGACAUCUGAGCGAGAGGUGGCGCGCGGGCAUGAGAGCUCAGAGCCGCCCUCGCCCAUGAAUGCCAUGAACUCAUUCGUGUAGAGUGACGCAGCGGACAUUGACGUGAUUCUGCACACUGACUGAUGAAAGUGUUUCGUCAGAGACGGAUUGAGCGGAUCGCUCUGUAACACACGCGUGGACGGACGUUUACACGUGACGUUGAACAUACAGUAAAGACUCGUACCGUAUAUCUGUGUACAUCACACCUGCAUUAUACAGCCAGUGUUGGGUAAGUUACUCCGUAGGAAAAGUAAUCCACUACAAAUGGCUAAUUACUUCUAUGUAAUCUGAGUACUUUGUUUAAAAGUAUUCAGAUUACUUAUACUUUAAUAACUUCCUAAACAAUUCAAAAUAAUGUCUAUAUGUUUCCUCAUAUUUCUCUUUAUAAUGAAUUAUUAGUGACACAAUCAGGCGCAUAAUUCAUAAUUAAAUGUAUUCUUCAUAAUAUAGUUUUAGAAAUAACCCAGUUAUGCACUUAAAAUAAGUCACUAUCUGUAACCUGAAUGCAAGAAUGUAAAAUGUAAUGCAUGACACUACUUUCUGACUUAAAGUAAUCACACCCAACACUGGUUACAACAGAUUACAUUUCAUGUAACUUCAGUAUUUUCCUCUUAUUUUAUGGUACACUCAACCCAUAAAACUCAAAUUCUCAAAUUUUUUUAUUUUUUUUUUAAGAUUUACACAUUUCAAUUUAAUAACAAAAUUCUAUAAAAUUAAGUUGAGUAAUCUUUUUUAUUUUCCGCCCAAUUCCCAAAGCACUCUGAGUCCUCGUGGCGGAGGAUGAAUCUCAGUUGCCUCCGCGUCUGAGACCGCCAAUCCGCGCAUCUUAUC
This is a messenger RNA of Xyrauchen texanus (razorback sucker), 4704 nucleotides long. Its product is annotated as neuronal cell adhesion molecule-like. NCBI's taxonomy places the organism in Eukaryota, Metazoa, Chordata, Actinopteri, Cypriniformes, Catostomidae. Gene Ontology annotation, biological process: brain development; cell-cell adhesion. Gene Ontology annotation, molecular function: cell-cell adhesion mediator activity. The transcript is spliced from 29 exons. The coding region runs from base 61 to 3915 and encodes 1284 amino acids. The record is from RefSeq and is a predicted model, not a curated record.